AUGCCGUGUCUCGCUCGCUUUUCAGGAAUUCCGUGGUUCAACAGCGGGGUCAGUGAGAAUGCAACCAGCGGACAAAUACAGCUGUGCAUUCCUGGGGUUUUAGCUUGUUUCCAGUGCGCUCCCCCAUACGUCGUGGCUACAAAGGAGGAUGAGAAUUCUAUAAAACGCGAAGGCGUGUGCGCCGCAUCAUUGCCUACUACUAUGGGUGUCACAGCAGGUUUCCUGGUGCAAAAUGCACUUAAGUUCCUGCUGGGCUUCGGACGGCCGUCGACGUUUGUGGGAUGGGAGUCGCUGCAGGACUACUUCACCACACUGCGCCUGAGGCCAAACGAUCAGUGCGCAGACGCAUGGUGCUGCAAAAGACAGAAGGAGGUCCAAGAAGAGGGGCUGACACUCGAAGACUACCUGCCUCGCGUGCAGGAAGAAAAACCUACGGACGGACCACUUCACGAAGAAAACCCCUUCGGCAUCAGUCUAGUUGAUGACGGGGAAGAAUACGAAAACGAGAAGUCGGGCAGUCACGCCUGUGCGGAAACGAGAACUCCUGCUUGUGCGUCAUCCGUAGAUGACUUGGCGGCCAAGCUGAAGUCGCUACAGAGCUGA
This is a messenger RNA of Eimeria mitis, 603 nucleotides long. RefSeq names its product thiF family domain-containing protein, putative. Gene Ontology annotation, molecular function: UFM1 activating enzyme activity. The coding region runs from base 1 to 603 and encodes 200 amino acids. NCBI's taxonomy places the organism in Eukaryota, Apicomplexa, Conoidasida, Eucoccidiorida, Eimeriidae. Gene Ontology annotation, cellular component: cytoplasm; cytosol. The transcript has 4 exons. Gene Ontology annotation, biological process: protein ufmylation. The record is from RefSeq and is a predicted model, not a curated record.